CCAGCACAACCUCACCGACAACCACCAGCGCCACCUCACCGACAACCACCAGCACAACCUCACCGACAACCACCAGCGCCACCUCACCGACAACCACCAGCACAACCUUGGCUGGUGGCGCUGGUGGUGGUACUGGCCUGCCUUCCUAACACCCCUCAGGUCACAGGUCACGUGGCCCUGACCUUUCCCCCGGCCAGAAGUUAUGACCUUGAUUUUCUGGACAGCUUCCGCACCCAGGGCCCCUGUGGCAUGCCCAAGGGUGACAUAAAGACGACUCUCCUGCAGGGUGCUACUUUCAACGUGUCCUGGCACCUCGCCUACCCACACCGCGGUGGGUUCAGGUUAGAGUUGCUGGACCCGAGGGAGCGGCGGCUGGCGGACCUCACCCCUACCACUGCCACUUCUAAGUUCCUAACUGGAGAUGCUACGGCCCAGGAGUACCGUGUCACGCUUCCCGCGGAGUUGGAGUGUCGUGAUUGUAGUAUAAGAUUGAUACGCCAGGCUGUGGAGUGGGGCAAGAAAUACAUGUUUUGGUCCUGUUCUGAUGUGGAUAUUGUGCCCAGAAGCGAGUACAGGGAGCGGUGCAGCGGUAAUGGGCGUCUAAUGGUGAGCAAGUGUCGGUGUAACAAGGGAUACUACGGAGAGAGGUGUCAGUUCGCCAAUGAAUGCGAGGACAACUCCCAGUGCGGUGUGUUUGGGCGGUGUGUGGACGUGUCAGCCACUGCCUACCCCAAGAAACUGUGCUACUGUAGGGCCGGACGCUUUGGCCCUAAGUGUGGCUCCACCUCUCUGGUCACCAACAAGAAACAAGUCAAUUUACGAGCUCUCAACAAGAAGGUCCUCUCCUCUGACCUGACCUUGUACUGGCGCGUCCUGACCAUCGAGAAGGAGUUGGAGGUGGUCCUAGUGAACAAUGGGACCUCCUACGCUGCCCUGGGGUGGCGUCCUGCAGGAAUAGGCAAGGAAUGUAAAGGAUUUCCAUAUAUUCCUGACGAGAGUUUGGCCAGCAGUGCGUGGAGGCCGAAGGAUGAUGACGCCUUGGUUCCGGAAGGCAAUCCAGAACCAGAGAGUGAACCAGAACCAGAGGGUGAACCGAAGACCGAACCUGAACCAGAAGGCGAACCGGAAAGCGAACCAGAACCACACAGCAAACCCGAACCAGAACCAGAAGGUGAACCGGAACCGGAAAGCGAACCGAAAAGCGAACCGGAACCAGAAAGUGAACCGAAAAGUGAACCGGAACCAGAAAGUGAACCGAAAAGUGAACCGGAACCGGAAAGCGAACCUAUAAGCGAACCGGAAGCGGAAAGCGAACCGAAAAGCGAACCGGAACCGGAAAGUGAACCAAAAGGUGAACCGGAACCGGAAUCCGAACCGAAAGGUGAACCGGAACCAGAACCCGAACCGGAAGGAGGAGAAGGGCCACAAGGCGGUCUCCUCGUUCCUAGCCGGGGCAAGAGGGAGGCUGUAGUCAGCAGAAGACAGAGGAGGUUCGCUGUCCCGCUACUGAAGGAAACCGCUGAUACUGUCAAAGCCGAACCGGAACCAGAGAGUGAACCGAAGAGUGAACCGGAAAGUGAACCGAAGAGUGAACCGGAGAGCGAACCGGAAGCAGAACCGGAGACUGCCAGCAAAUCUCAAGCCAUCGCAGGGAAGACAGCCUUCACUCCAAAGGGCGAUUUUCACGCAAUGGACUGCGCUGACGUAGUGAUGGGCGUGGCUGUUGGCAAUCACUACCGCAUUCAGGACUUCUACACGCGCGACAGGUCAACCCCGCGCCCUGACGAGUUCUGGGGCGGCGCUAACUCCCUGACAGCGGCCCUGGGAUGGGAGGAAGACGGUCAAACGAUUCUACUCUUUCGGCGGAAGUUGGAGGCCACUGAACCAACGGACCACGCCAUCACGAAGGGUCUAAUGCACGUGAUAUGGGCGCGUGGCCAGGAAGUCGGCAACUAUGUCCACUCCCCGAAGUCAGGUCUCGAAGCGGGCCAAGCCAGUGUGCAAGAUUUCUACCGAGCUGGAGAGUUUAAAUACCACGGGAAGGCUGGACAGAGAGGCGUGGUAGCUAUGGACUUCCUGGAGUCGGAGAAAGAGGCGGACAGUCAGGCAAAGGAGGAAGUGGACUGGUGCGGGGACCAUUGGCGAUACCCUUCCUCGUGUCGGCCUGGCGUUGACUGCGAGUACUAUGCUAAGUGGGAGUACGACGAAGGGUCAGACUACAUCACUUUCCUUGUCCAGACCUCAGAGCAGGAGCGAUGGACCGGCAUUGGCUUCACCGACAACAGGAGGAUGUCUCUGACCGACGCAGUACUGGGGUGGGUGGAGCAGAGUGGGCGCUACUUCAUGUACGACGCCUGGGCCCGUGGGUACUCCUCCCCUGUGGUGGACCCGAACCAGGGGAUCAAGAACUUCUCGGCCAAUAUUGAAGACGGGAUCACCACACUCAAAUUUGAAAGAAAGAGAGUGUCGGGAGAUAGAGAAUAUGACCUGAGCUUCACGGACGAGGGGUGUCUAUACAUGGUCUUCCCAAUCAAGGGGGGGCUGGUCAACUUCGUGUCCAAGAAGAUUAGGAAGCACACUCUCACUCCAAUCAUGUCCCCGGAGAGAGUGUGCAUCCGGUCCUGCUCCAAAUUCGGAGGAGCGGACGGCAAACCCUUUGUGUACACUACAACACCACGACCCCCGAGGCUUCAUUACGAGGUGGAGGUGAAGCUGACAGAUGUGGGUGAUGACUUUGUGGUGCCAGAGAGGGGGUCAACUUCCUGGCAACAACUCACAAACAGGGUCAGGGAUACUGUGGAGGGGGCGCUGACCCCUGUGCCGGGCUACUUGGCUACCGAAGUGACUAGUGUAGAGCCAGAUGGAGCAGGCAAUCUCCUCACCAAGAUGGAGGUGAUGAUAGAUGAAAAGGAGCAUUUGAAGGAGGUUGGAACAUUGCCAGCCCUAGAGAGUGGGAAGGGGUCCGUGGUCCGUGAGGUUCUGCAGAAGACAAUCGCUGGGGCCAUGGGUAACCUCCGGGUAGACCCCCAGUACCUCCGUGUCUCAGAGCUCAGAGCAGAGACAUCGAGCGACGGGAACACAGUCACCAGUUUGUCGGGAGAGGAAGAAAAUGCAGCUUUAAGCUUCCUGUCGGUGAACAAGAACUGGGUGAUUGUGGGCAUAGUGGCAGCAUUGGUGGUGUUGACAGUGGUCCAAGCAGCAGUCACUGUCUCCAGAAACAAGAAAUCUGGAACACCACCAGUCUCCACCAAGCAGGAGCGGCUCAUCACCAAUUCUGGGUGGCGAGACUACAGCGGGAACCAAAACUACAUCUACGACACCACCGAGAUGAGAGAAAACGGUGUGAACGCUCGACGGCAGGUCAACACCACGCAACACCAGCACCACCAGCACCACCAGAGCACCAGGCCCGUCACCAGCACCACCAGCCGACCCCAGGCACCACCGAACGGCCACCACCACCACCACAACAAUCACCAAAGUCAACACCAGAUUGAUUCCAGGUCCCUGCAGAGGCCGAGAGGUGCACCACCACAGCGGGCCGAGCAGAGGUCAACUUACUCACUUCCCAGGGGUCAAGGUCACACUCAAGGUCACUCUCAAGGUCACUCUCAAGGUCACACUCAAGGUCAAGGUCACAGCAAGUCACCAGGACAAGAUGUGACUCCAGAUUUUUAUUAUCUGCCAUCACAAAGAAAAUAUACUGGUGAAGUGGUGCACGUUUAUGUUGAUUAUAAUGAGUAAGGUGUGUCUGGGGGUGUGUGUCGGGGUGUCUCGGGGUGUUCUUAGGGUUUUUUCUCUCUCUCUCUUUUCUUUUUUCUCUCUCGAUCUUAUUUUCAGGGUUUUUCAGUCUUUCUCUUGCUCUCUCUCUCUCUCUCUCUCUCUCUCUCUCUCUCUCUCUCUCUCUCUCUCUCUCUCUCUCUCUCUCUCUCUCUCUCUCUCUAGAAUUUUAAGUGCAAUAUGUAUAAACACGAAGAUACAUAAUUAUAUAAAUUGGUCUA
Messenger RNA from Portunus trituberculatus (swimming crab), 4001 nucleotides. RefSeq lists its product as uncharacterized. NCBI's taxonomy places the organism in Eukaryota, Metazoa, Arthropoda, Malacostraca, Decapoda, Portunidae. The transcript has 20 exons. The record is from RefSeq and is a predicted model, not a curated record. The annotation marks the transcript as partial.